Molecule: messenger RNA, 594 nt
Organism: Salvia miltiorrhiza (redroot sage)
Lineage: Eukaryota; Viridiplantae; Streptophyta; Magnoliopsida; Lamiales; Lamiaceae
Exons: 1
Coding region: 1-594 (197 amino acids)
Source: RefSeq, a predicted model, not a curated record
AUGGGAGGUUGUAUAUCGUCGGGCUCCGAUCACUCUAUCCAUCAGAAGCCGUGCGCCACGGUGAUCUCCGUCGGCGGAGAGCUGCGCCGGUAUCCUCUCCCGGUCACGGUGUCGCAGGUGAUUCAGUUCGAGGCGUCGGCCCCGAACUCCGUCUUCCUUUGCGACUCCGACCGGCUGUACUUCGACGACUACAUACCGCGCCUCGACGCGGCGGAGGAGCUGGAGCCUGAUCAGAUCUACUUCGUGAUGCCGGCUUCGAGGCUCCAGCAGCGCCUAGCCGCCUCCGACAUGGCGGCGUUGGCCGUCAAGGCCAGCGUCGCGUUCAACGACUUCAACCCGCGGCGGAGCCGGAAAUCUCGGAUCUCGCCCGUUUUGGUGGCGGAGGAGGAUCCGCAGUCGACUCAUCAGAUCAAAAUCAACAGCAAUUCGUACGUUCACGCCAAAAAUGCGAGGAAGGCGUCGUCGGGCGGCGUUUCGAGAUCCAGCUCCGUGAGGAAGCUGCAUAAAUAUUCUUCGCGGCGAGCGAAAUUGGCGGUUCGAUCUUUCAGGAUUAGGCUCACCACGAUUAACGAAGGUUCCGUGCUCCUAAAUUAA